UGAUACUGCCAGAUCUCACAACAGUAACUGAAAUAAGUAAUACACUUCUUACAGAGCUGACAACAUCUACAGAAAUUCAUUCACUUGCUUUCAGUCUUGACAACAAGUAUCUGUUUGCUGUGUCAGAAUCAGAGGUUGUGAAAGUUCCUGUAGAAACAUGCUCAUCACUUAAAUCUUGUGACCAAUGUGUUGCUAGCAAUGAUCCAUUUUGCGGUUUCUGUGUGUUGGAGAACAAAUGUUCUGUCCAGUCAGAGUGUCAGAUGUCUGGUGACGUUCGUCGAUGGAUUCAAACAGACAGUUUACAGUGUAUUGUCUCUGGUGGUCUGAAACAGGGAAGUCCCAAAAUUGCACCAAUAACAAAAGCAGUUCAGAUUUCUCUAGAGGUUUCAAAUGUUCCAGACAUUGGAAGUUUUGAGUGUGUAUUUGGUACAAUUGGUAGCACAACAGCAAAUAGAGCGUCACAAGUGAUAUCGUGCAACACUCCCACUCCAGCUGCCUUACCAGAUGCAAACAGAGACAGUUUGUCUGUUUCUGUGUCACUGAAGUCAACAGCUACAAAUGCAGUUUUUGUGAUUGACAUCACAAACAUAACUGUCUUUGACUGUCGAAUCCACAGAAAGUGUUCAAAUUGCACUGCUAAUAGCCUUCCUUGUGGAUGGUGUCUGUACAAUAGUGUUUGUACAGACUCUUACAUAAGUUGCAGAGAUCGCCAAUCCUCAUACAGAGUUGAGCAUAAAGACCUAUGUCCUAAGCUUACAGGCAAUGAAAAUUUCUGGCCUUCUGGAGUGAAUGGGUUUAAAUUUCUCGUGAAUGGUCAGCAUUUUCCUAAUAUUCAAAGGUCAGGAGAUGAAUAUGAGUGCAUUGUGAAGGUUCACAAUGAGAACACCUUUACUGUCUCUGCUACUAGAGUAUCAGAAUCACAACUACAGUGCACUCCUGACUCUACUCAGAUUUUCAAGUAUUCAAAUGCAAAGGAAAUUGCAAAAGCUAAACUUGAUCUGAUAUGGAAGGUGUCUGGUCGAAGCAAUUAUGAACUGGAAAAAGAAGAUGGAUUUUCACUGACUUUGUUCAAGUGUGGACAGUCUGCAACUGACUGUAGUGAAUGUUUGGCUGUUGAUCCUCAAAAAAGAAAGUGUGGAUGGUGCAGCAGUAAUGGUGCUUGCACUGUUGAGCUUGAGUGUACUGCUGGCUGGAAUGGAAAAGAAAGCGUUGACUGCCCGGAACCAUUCAUCUCUACUAUUGCACCAAAAAGGGGACCAAUAGAAGGAGGGACAAAAUUGACAAUUAAAGGUUCAAAUCUUGGUGUCAGAUUUCAAGACAUCGUAUCUGUCAAAGUUAAUGACCAAGAAUGUGACUUGAGGGAGGAAUUGUAUUCACCUGGGAAAACGAUCGGUUGUUAUACAAGACCUGCUGCAGUAGGCACUGGUCCUGUAAAAGUUACGAUCAACAAGGCUUCAAAGACGUCUAAGGACCACUUUGAAUAUACGAUGUUGGGAGUGACAGAGUACUCUCCUAAAUUGGGUCCGUCUGCUGGAGGUACUGAGGUCAGGAUAAGAGGCACUAAUUUGGACAUAGGUGACAAUGUGACAGUGAUUCUUGCCCAGCAGAACUGUGAUGUUAGAAGCAGGAAAAUGAAUGAGAUAGUUUGUGUCACUCUGCCGUUUAUUCCUUCUUUGUCAUCUAUUCCUUCUCAGCCUCUGGAUGGCGUUGUUUUGAGGAUUGACAAUGCAACAAACAGCUCUUUAAUGGAUCAGAAAUUUAUCUACACUCCGAAUCCCACAAUAAAGGACAUUGAUCCUAAGCAAGGAUUGAAACAUGGGGGAGUUAUUCUUAAAGUCACUGGAACAUGGUUGAAUUCUGUACAGAAUGCAAAGAUUGUUUUUCGAAAUGAUAUGUGGUCAGCACGUUCUGACUGCAAGAACUAUAAAACAAACCAGAAAGUCAUGGCUUGUGUACAACCUCCUUUUCCUGAAUCAGUUCGACAGGAUGUUUCAUUGAAUGUGACAUUUGAGAUGGAUGGUGUGCCUCAGUCAUCUCUUCAACUUUCUGGUGCAUUUGUCAUCAAGCCAGAUCCUGUCUUUGAGAUGUUGAAACCUGAUUAUUCUAUUGACACAAACGAUCACAUUGUACUGGAAGGCACAAAUCUGGAUAUUGUGAUGCAACAACUUUACACCAUUUACCUUGGAAAAGAAAUAGUUUGCAAUAUCACUAACUUUGCUGGAAAUAUAAUACGUUGUUCACCUGUUGGGACUGUAGAAGAUGGACAAGUGUUUGAAAUCACAGUGACGAUUGGCAAUUUUAGCAAAGUUCUUGGAAAUGUGGAAUAUGUUGGAAGUAGUAGCAUAAGUAUAAUAGCAAUUGCAGUUCCAAUUGCAGUGAUAGCAGGAUUAGCUGUUGUGGCCAUCAUAUGCAUAGUCCUUAUUGCCAGGCAACGUUCAAUCAAGAGAGAAGCUCAUGUGCAGAAACUGUUGGUGCAGAUGGAUCGUUUGGAAUCUACAGUAGCAAAGGAAUGCAAACAGGGAUUUACUGAGCUGCAAACAGAUUUGGAUGACUUGGGACAGGCUUUGUCAAGCGACCAUCUUCCAUUGCUGCCUUUUAAGCAAUAUGCCAUGAGAGUUCUGUUUCCAAGAGAUGAAGAUCAUGUUGUUCUUCAUCCACUUUCACAAAGAUUGAAUAGUCGUCCUAAACUUGCUGAUGAAAAGAUUCGUCAAGGAACAGAUCUUUUUCUCUCUCUGAUCCGCAACAAGAACUUCCUGGUGAAGUUUAUCCAAUGCAUGGAGUCUGAGAUUAGUUUUACAAUGAAGGAUCGCACUGAGGUUGCAUCUUUGCUAAUGGUGAUCUGCCAAGACCGAAUGGAUUAUGCAACUGAUAUACUCAAGCGGCUACUGUCACUUCUUAUUCAUCGCAGCAUUGGAAAAUCUCAUCCCAAGCUGUUGCUGAGAAGGACUGAAAGUGUUGCUGAAAAGCUUCUUACAAAUUGGCUCACAUUUUGCCUUCAGCAACACAUUCAAGAGUCAGUUGGCAAGCCACUGUACACUCUUUUUAGGGCAGUGAAGUCUCAGAUUGAGAAGGGACCUGUAGAUGCGAUUACGGGGGAGUCAAGAUAUGCUCUUAGUGAAGACAAACUUCUAAGGCAUCAAGUGGACUAUCGGGAAAUGAAGUUUACAGUUGUUGAUCAAUCUGUUGGCAGUGUUCAAGUCAAGCUGCUUGAUCUUGAUACUAUCAGUCAAGCAAAAGACAAAGUUCUUGAUGCAGUGUACAAGACAACAGGCGUGUCGCAACGUCCGGCUGUUAGCAGUGUUGAUCUUAGUCUUGUUCCUCGUGAAAAUAUUUCUCAGCCAGCUCUUAGGUUUCGUGACGAGGACAGCACUACAGUCACAGAACGAGAAUGGAAACGAGUCAACACUAUAAAGCACUACAAUAUUCCUGAAUUCUCACCACUUGCUUUGAGUCCUCGGGAUGGGACAUAUGCUAAUGCUCGCCAUACAGAUCACACGCAAAUGUUAAUUGCAAGUCCAUCACGUUCUGUCCUAGUUGAAGAAGAAGGAGGGAUGAAAUUUUGGCAUUUGACAAAACAGGUUGACACUAUUGCUCAUGGAGGGGAUCACAAGCUUGUUUCUGAGAUCUACCUUACACGCAUGCUGUCUACGAAGCGGAUUGUCCAAAAGUUUGUCGAUGACCUUUUUGAUGCUAUUUUUCCUCCAGCUCGAGAUGCUCCGUUUCCUAUCAAGUAUUUAUUCAAUUUUCUUGACAAUGAAGCAGCUGAGCUGAGUAUCACGGAUCCCGACAUUUUGCAUGCUUGGAAGACGAACAGCGUUCCUCUUCGAUUUUGGAUCAAUGUUAUCAAGAAUCCCGAUUUUGUAUUUGACAUUCAUAAGUCAACGUCAGUGGAUUCGUGCUUGUCAGUGAUUGCUCAGACUUUUAUGGAUGGAUGCUCAGUUGCUAAUCAUAAGUUGUCCAAGGACUCUCCAAGCAGCAAACUGCUUUACAACAAGGAAGUCCAGCAGUAUAAGCAGCGAGUGCAGCGCUACUACAGUGAUCUUCAGUCGAUGCCACGAAUAUCAGAAGCAGACAUGGUCAGGUACAUGAGGGAAGUUUCACAGGCUCAUGGUGAUGCGUUUGAUCAGCAGAGUGCACUAUACGAGCUAUUUCGGUUUGCGCAUAAAUACAAAAAUCAGAUUGGUGAGGAGCUUGUCGUUGAGGCUUCCUUGUCUAGAGAUUUUCACCGGGUGUUGGAGACAAUGCAGGUGUGAUUGUGAACAUUAGUGUAGCAGACAGUGAUACAUGUAUAUCGUAAGUUGGCUGGGUUGUUUGUUUUUUGUGUGGAACUGUUAGUCAACUAUGUUUCAGUAGCAGGUGUUUCUAUUUUUAUGACUAAGUCCAUUGACA
Messenger RNA from Corticium candelabrum, 4389 nucleotides. RefSeq names its product plexin A3-like. The coding region runs from base 261 to 4253 and encodes 1330 amino acids. NCBI's taxonomy places the organism in Eukaryota, Metazoa, Porifera, Homoscleromorpha, Homosclerophorida, Plakinidae. Gene Ontology annotation, biological process: semaphorin-plexin signaling pathway involved in axon guidance; regulation of cell migration. The record is from RefSeq and is a predicted model, not a curated record. Gene Ontology annotation, molecular function: semaphorin receptor activity. The transcript has 26 exons. Gene Ontology annotation, cellular component: semaphorin receptor complex; plasma membrane.